GGCCCCAUUAACGGGUGACCCGCAGGCUCCUGUCCCGGGUCUGAGGGCGCUGCUCCCGCUCCCCUCGCGAUCCGGGUCUCUCCUCCCCCAGAGCCUCCGGACUCCCUCCAGCCGGGGAGCCGCCGCCGCCGCUUCCUGCGCGACCCCGGCCCCGCGGCCGCAGCUGCUUUCCGGAGGCCGAGGAGGUGGGGACCCGUGUCUCUCGGGGCGCUCACAGAAAGAAGAGCCCAUGGAGCUGCAUGCAGAAUGCAGGUCUCAGGUGUGGUGCAGGGAGAACUGGGGACCUAGGGCAACCAUCUUGCACAUCCAUAAACCACAAGUAAGGAUUUCAACAGCUCUCACUGGUGUGUGGAGCAAACAUUCAUCUGCUUCCAAACUGCCCAGUGCUCUGCUUCCACUCCCAUGCCUCUACCUGACGUGGCUUCUUGGGCUCAGAGACGACAUUCUCUUAGACUUCUGGAGGCUGGAGAAGGAAAUGGACUCAGUAUUCGUUGAGGAUGUGGCUGUGGUCUUUAGCCAGGAAGAGUGGACUUUGCUGGAUCUUGCUCAGAGGAAACUCUACAGAGAUGUGAUGAUGGAAAACUUCAGAAACCUGGCUUCAGUAGUCUCUCGAAACCUUAUUGAAGGGGAAAAGUUAUCCAGUGAACACAUAAUGGUGCGAUUUAUGAAGAAUAACACCUGGUUCUCCAUGUUAGGAGAAAUCUCCGAAUCGCAUGGCAGUAAAGAUCAGCAUAAGAACCAGAGGAGAUAUUUGAGGUCUCAGGUGUGGUGCAGGGAGAACUGGGGACCUAGGGCAACCAUCUCGCACAUCCAUAAAUUGCAAGUCAGGAUUUCAACAGCUCUGACUGCUGUGUGGACCAAACAUUAUUCAUCUGCUUCCAAACUGCCCAGUGCUCUGCUUCCACUCCCAUCCCUCUUCCUGACGUGGCUUCUUGUGCUUAGAGACAACGUUCCCUUAGAUUUCUGGAAGCUGGAGAAAAAAAUGGACUCAGUGGUCAUUGAGGAUGUGGCUGUGGUCUUCAGCCAGGAAGAGUGGGCCUUGCUGGAUCUUGCUCAGAGGAAACUCUACAUAGAUGUGAUGAUGGAAAACUUCAGAAACCUGGCCUCAGUAGUCUCUCAAAAUCCUAAUGAUGUAGAAAAGUUAUCCAGUGACCAUGUAAUGGUACAAUUCAUGAAGAGUAAAACCUGGUUCUCUAUGUUAGGAGAAAUCUCUGAAUUGCAUGGCAGUAAAGAUCAGCAUAAGAACCAGAGGAGAUAUUUGAGAAUCAAUACAGUAGAGAACCUCUGUGAAAGUAAAGAAAGCAAUGAGAGUGGGGAAACCUUCAGCCAGAUUCUAAAUCUUACUGUGCUAAAAAGAAACCUUCCAGAAGUAAAUCCUUUUGAAUGCUGUGAGUGUGGAAAAGCCUUCAUGGAUCACUUAUCACAUAAGCAUCCUACCAGAUCUCACACUGGAUGCAGUGCCUGUCAGUGUAAGGAAAGUGGAGAAGCCUGUAGUUGUCCCUCUCACCUAACCACUUCUAUGAGAACUCUUAGUGGAAAGAAACCCCAUAAAUGUAAGGUAUGUGGGAAGGACUUCAUUUCUAUCUCAACGCUUAAGAAUUCUGUAACAACACUCACUGGUGAGGAAAACCAUGAAUGUAACGAAUGCGGGAACCAUUUCUGUAGUUUCUCAUCCUUUUGGACACGUGUGAGAGGUCAUAAUCAAGAAUGUAAAGAAUGUUUUAAAACUUGUAGUCUUCCUUCAUCCCUCAUUUUACAUAAAAAAUUUCAUAACAGAUAUACGCCUUAUAAGUGUAAGGAAUGUGGGAAAGCCUUUAGUGAGGCCUCAUCCCUCACUCAGUAUAUAAGAACUCCCAGUGAAGAGAGGCCUUAUGAAUGUAAGGAAUGUGGGAAAGCCUUUAGUCAAGCCUCAUCCCUCACUAACCAUAUAAGAACUCACAGUGCAGUUAGGCCUUAUGAAUGUAAGCAGUGUGGGAAAAUCUUCAGACAUUCUGCAAACCUCACUACACACAUAAGAACUCAUCGUGGAGAGAAGCCUUAUGAAUGUAAGGAAUGUGGGAAAGCCUUUAGUCAUUCCUCAAAUCUCACUGCACAUAUAAGAACUCACAGUGGAGAGAGGCCUUAUGAAUGUAAGCAAUGUGGGAAAGCCUUUAGUCAUUCCUCAGCCCUUACUAAACAUAUCAGAACUCAUAGUGGAGAGAGGCCUUAUGAAUGUAAUCAAUGUGGAAAAGCCUUUAGUCAUUCCUCAGCCCUCACUACACAUAUAAGAACUCACAGUGGAGAGAGGCCUUAUGAAUGUAAGGAAUGUGGGAAAGCCUUUAGUCAUUCCUCACCCCUCACUAAACAUAUAAGAACUCACAGUGGAGAGAAGCCUUAUGAAUGUAAAGAAUGUGGGAAAGCCUUUAAUUGUUCCUCAACCCUUACGUCACAUCUAAGAACUCACAGUGGAGAAAAGCCUUAUAAAUGUAAGGAAUGUGGGAAAGCCUUUAGUCAUGCCUCAUCACUCGCUACACAUAUUAGAACUCACAGUGGGGUUAGGCCUUAUGAAUGUAAGGAAUGUGGGAAAGCCUUUAGUGAGGCUUCAACACUCACUAAACAUAUAAGAACUCACAGUGGAAUUAGGCCUUAUGAAUGUAAGCAAUGUGGGAAAGCCUUUAGUCAGGCUUCAUCUCUCACUUCACACGUAAGAAGUCACAGUGGAGAGAAGCCUUAUGAAUGUAAGGAAUGUGGGAAAGCCUUUAAUUGUUCUUCACACCUCACUUCACAUAUAAGAAUUCACAGUGGAGAAAAGCCUUAUAAAUGUAAGAAAUGUGGGAAAGCCUUUAGUCGUUCCUCACAUCUCACUUCACAUAUAAGAACUCACAGUGGAGAGAGGCCUUAUGAAUGUAAGGAAUGUGGGAAAGCCUUUUGUGAUUCCUCAACCCUCACUACACAUGUAAGAAUUCACAGUGGAGAGAGACCUUAUGAAUGUAAAGAAUGUGGAAAAGCCUUUAGUCAUGCCUCUUCCCUCACUAAUCAUGUAAGAACUCACAGUGGAGAGAGGCCUUAUGAAUGUAAGCAAUGUGGGAAAGCCUUUAGUCAGUCAUCAGCCCUCACUACACAUUUAAGGACUCACCGUGGAGAAACUUACGAAUGUAAGCAUUGUGGGAAAGACUUUUGUGAUUCCUCAGCCCUCACUACACGUAUAAGAACUCACAAGCAGAGGCCUUAUGAGUGUAAGGAAUGUUAGAAAGCUUUUAGUUAUUUCUCAUCAGUCACUAAAUUUGUAAGAACUCACAACGUACAGGGGCUAUAUGAAUAUAAAGAAUGUGGGAAAGCCUUUAGUCAUGCCUCAUCUCCAGACUACAUGUAUAAGAACUCACAGUAGAGAGUCUUUAUGAAUGUCAGAAAUGUGGGAAAGCCUUUAGUGGGG
Trichechus manatus latirostris (Florida manatee) is the source of this 3412-nucleotide messenger RNA. Its product is annotated as zinc finger protein 709-like. Gene Ontology annotation, molecular function: DNA-binding transcription factor activity, RNA polymerase II-specific; RNA polymerase II cis-regulatory region sequence-specific DNA binding. The record is from RefSeq and is a predicted model, not a curated record. Lineage: Eukaryota; Metazoa; Chordata; Mammalia; Sirenia; Trichechidae. Gene Ontology annotation, biological process: regulation of transcription by RNA polymerase II. Gene Ontology annotation, cellular component: nucleus.